AUGGCCAAUUUCCUUCUCGGAGGAGAAUGUAGCAACAAAAGAAAACGUGAUUAUGGAGUAGCUACUGACUAUACAAGUUUACACAUGAUGGAAUAUCUGUGCAAUCCACACUUGUCAUUUCUCCUCCUAGUAUCUAUAUUAACUUCUGGACAGGUUUUAAGUGAUUCAGCUUUCAAGGAUCGAUUUGAGUAUAGUGAAAUCUUGUCACGUGUGACUGCUGCUCAUCUUAUGCACGAAAAUGUGAUCAAAGAACAAAUGAUGAAGACAAAAGACUGGGAUCAGUUGUUGGGCACAAGACAGGGCACUUUUCUGACUGAAGUGGAUGCCGUUCUUGCCUGGGCCAAGAGUAAUGAUACAGUGUCAGAGGAUUGCACUAAUGCACUCAGACUUUUAAUCAAUGCUGUGGGUUCUCAGGAAGUCUGGGCUAUGGAAUUUCUGGAUGCGAUGGGUAAACCGCCAAGUGGAAUACUACAGUUUGAUUUGGUAUGGCCUGGUCAGUAUGACCAAUGUGUCAACAUCUCUGCAAAGGUGAACGACACUAACCACAACAACACGAUGGUAAAUGUCCAGGGAAAGUAUUAUCGUCUUGAAAUCAGACUGCCUCUGAACCUGCCACCGAGCAUGUUUGUACAGACGCCGCUAUUAGCUGUUUAUUUGAAAGACUUCACUUAUGGAGUGUGUAUGCCUUCCCAGUGUAGCAUGAGUGAUGUCAUUGGGGUUUCUGCUGCAGCUAAUGCUGCAAUGAGUCCAGUUCUACCAGGAAUAUUAAAGAAUGCAACUAUCCAAGGCAUAGAUGACCCACACCCUGCUGUGUUUGAAGCUCGCCCUGAGACAACAGCUGCACUUGUCAUCAGUUGUCUCCUGGCAUUUUUCCUGGUGAUGGGGACUCUGUACGACCUCCUGAUUCAUCAGCCUUCCCUAUCAGAAGAGGCUGACGUAUCUAACGUCACUGAACAAACACCCCAUGUCAACACUAACCCACAGGAUCUUAAUGCCACCCUAAUCAGUUACUCGGAUAGCACAGAGAGUGAACUCCUUAGUUAUGGUAAACAGAUCAGCACAGUAACCAUCCGACACAAGAUCAGAAGUUAUGCAACCUUGGAGAAAUUUCUAAUGGGAUUUUCCAUGUAUACCAAUGGUUACAAGAUACUGAGUACAGAGACAACUCCGAGUCAGAUCAAGGCAGUCAGUGGAAUCCGUGUACUCAGUCUUGGCUGGGUCAUUCUUGGCCACACCUACUAUUUCACUGCAAGUCUGUCCAAAAAUCUGGUGGUUGCAGCAGAAUGGGCUCCACGCUGGACAUUCCAGGCCGUGCUUAGUGCUUUAUUUUCUGUUGACUCAUUCUUCCUGCUCAGUGGUAUGUUGGGCUCCUUCUUGACUCUAAAAGAAAUGCAGAAGAGAAAUGGCAAGAUAAACUGGCUGGUGUACUACUUCCAUCGCUUUUGGAGACUGACCCCUGCCUACAUGCUGGUACUGUUGACAUACAUAGGCCUGUUCCACUACUGGGGGGAUGGACCGUUCUGGCCUCAAUACGCCCCAGGUUACGAUGUCUGUAUCAAACACUGGUGGAGAAAUCUACUCUACGUACAGAAUUUUUUUCCUGUCACAGAGCAGUGUAUUGGCUGGUCAUGGUACCUGGCAAAUGACAUGCAGUUUUUUAUCAUCACGCCCCUCAUCCUGAUUCCAUUGUACAGGAAGCCAUUGGUAGGAUACGUCAUCAUUGGUGUACUCAUGAUGGAACAGUUUCUGUUUCGUGGCCUCAUCUCGGUGUACUAUGGAUUCAAGAUGAAUAUUCCUGACCCACAGCACCAGUUGGAUUGGUUCAAUGAAAUGUACCAAAGACCCUACUCACGAAUCAGCCCCUACCUUAUUGGUAUCUUAACAGGCUAUGUUUUGUGGCGGACAGACAGAAAAGUCAACAUGUCCAAGCUGACUGUUUUGAUUGGCUGGGCACUGUCCUUGACCUGUGUGACCUCAGUUGUUUAUGGAACCCUAGAGGAGAACAAGGGUCACCUCAACUCACUACAAGUAGAUGGUAUAUAUAAUGCCAUGUGUAAAACUGUAUGGAGUCUUGGUUUGGCAUGGAUCAUAUUUGCCUGCAAUACAGGAUAUGGAGGUGUGAUAACUGAAUUCCUUUCGUCUGGUUUGUGGGGACCAUUUGGGAGACUGACCUACUGUGCUUAUUUGAUACACCCUAUAAUGAUGUAUGCCUUCAUCUUGAACCAGCGUUACCCAAUCUACUUCACCGAUAUCAACAUGGUUUACAUGUUUCUGGGCCACUGGAUAAUGUCAUACUGCCUGGCAUUCUUUGCCUCCUUGGCAUUUGAAGCUCCAAUGAUUGGCUUGGAAAAAGUGAUCUUCCAAAGAGACAAACGUCAUUAGAUCUGCUGGACAGAAAUCAGCAUGAUGGAGGAGACGAAUGAAUGAAACUCAAAGAUAAUGGAUAACAAACAUGUUUAUUAUAGCUACCUGUUAUGGAGUGUAAACUGUACCUCACCAUAUUUUACAGGUUAUAAGGGAUCACAAAGGGUUUACACAUCUUUCAAUGCUCUGUUUUUUGUUUUUAUAUUUUCUCCUUGUUUAUCGAUGAAAUAUUUGUCAAUGUAAAAAAAAUUCAGUAUUGUUUUUCAAUAACUAUUUC
Ylistrum balloti is the source of this 2641-nucleotide messenger RNA. Its product is annotated as nose resistant to fluoxetine protein 6-like. Gene Ontology annotation, molecular function: acyltransferase activity, transferring groups other than amino-acyl groups. NCBI's taxonomy places the organism in Eukaryota, Metazoa, Mollusca, Bivalvia, Pectinida, Pectinidae. Bases 1 to 2382 code for a protein of 793 amino acids. The transcript has 16 exons. The record is from RefSeq and is a predicted model, not a curated record.